AUGGCGGGCCCAGGCAGUGGACGCGACCAAAACUCCAACGAUCCGACAGGCAAUUUCGGGGGCUCAGGUCUUCCGCAAUUCGGUUCAUCCUACUACCCCAUCGACACUGAGCUGACGAACCCGUCGGCCAGCUACAACCUCCCCACCUAUGCACGACAGCUGGAAGAUGCGGCGACCUCUGAAGAGAAGAUAGAGCAUGGGAACAUCAACAACAUACCUAUCGACGCGAAUGGCGCCGCGCCUUCAUCUGUGCUUGACCCAGCAAUGGCCCCUCCCCAAACACCAAGUCAACCUGCAUUCAUGCCCACUGGAGGUCGCUCUAGCCUUGAUGCGUCUGCUGACACACCGCAAGAGCCCCAGACUGGAGACAAGCGAAAGCGCUCCAAGGCAUCUCGUGCAUGUGAUGAGUGUCGCAGAAAGAAGGUCAAAUGUGACGCGCCCACCGAGGCUGACGGUACCCCAAAGACUUGCACCAACUGUCAGAAGGCCGGCGUCAACUGUGAGUUUGAGCGGAAGCCUAUGAAGCGUGGCCCAAGCAAAGGAUACAUUAGCCAGUUGGCCGAGAGAGUCCAAGGACUAGAGCAGAAGCAGCGACAGUCUCUCGACGCUGGUCAAGGCGGGUUCGCCGAGAGCUUCUCCCCUGACGACCAGACUGGCUCUGGUUUUCAAAACCGUGCCCCGUCUUUCUCUGCACCUGCAAACUUCAACCCAUUUUCAAGAGUCGAGUAUCAGCGCGAUAGGAUUCCAAGCGUCGGUUGGAAUGCUCAAUCACCUGGUUCCGCUCUUCGAUCUCGAGCCAUCGGGAGUCUUGCAAUCGCGCCGCACGAGUCCUUCCCUACCUCAUUUCUUGAAGAGGCGCCAAAUCUGAAAUUUCAGGUUCGCGAUCCUUCUCAAUCUUUCUUCGGCGAAAUCUUCGGCUCUCGUCCCUCCAAACGCCAGCGUACUCAAGCACCCGACGACGACAUGCCGGCGGUACAGGCUCUGAACCUGGACGAUGCUUUCCUCAGCAACUACUACCAGCAAUACCAUCCGCUGGUCGCGCUACUUCCUGAUUCUCGCAAGGUCAUCGCCAUCGUUUCCGAAGCAGAUCCCGUGAUGCAGCAUGCCUUCACUACCGCCAUUGAACUCUUGCCAGACCUUCGAGCCGCGCCCACAGUCAACGGUAACCACGACGCGAACAUGACACUGGACCCAGCCAUUGAUGUGCCGAGAAAGAGCCUCAAGUCUGAUCGUUUCCCAACCUAUGACGCCCUGCAACAAUAUCUUUUCGCUCAGGGUACCGGAACCGCGUUACACCGCACUGAAGAGGAGAACCUCACAAUGGUUUGGACUAUGGCCUUGCUUGCGAUGGGCGCGGAAAAUCACGUCAAGCUCUUGAAAAACAGUUCCCCCCUGUCCAAGUCUGUCAUGCUCCCACUAGCCCGAUUCGUUCUCGAACAAGUUCGCACCGACAAUGCUGGAAUUCCAACCUCUGUCGCCGAUCGACCACGACAAACCACAUAUCCCGAUGAGGUGACUCAGGCCCACAAUUGCCUCGGUGUCAUGAUCCAAUACCACGCCCUAGGUGUCGGUCUGCCUGCGUCUGGUCUGGUCCCAGCCAACUACCCCGUCAACGUCCGAGAUUUUGACGCAAAGAAAACCACACCCGAGGCAGCCUACAUCGCCAGCAGCUCGAACCUCAUCGAGUUGCUCUGUCACGUUGUGCUUGAAGGUGAAAGCACCCGUGAGAUCCGUGCUCUCGGUGGCUUCCUCCUUCAACGACACUUCGACACCCAUCUCAGUCUCUACGGCGGCUCUCUGCGAGAUACCAGCAUCGCGAGCCAACUUCACUGCUUUCUCGAGCUGAUCAUUGCCCCGUUCCCAUACCUGCCCCCUGGUGCCUCUGCGCCACUCUUCCCCGUGGUCAGUGCUCUGACCUGGGCUGACAAGUUGACGACGGUCCUCAUCAGCGACGCGCAGGCAACCUCGGCUGCUCCGCGCUACAACCCUCUCGACGUGCACACCUGGUCGCUCGCGACGACCUCUCUCUGCCUCUUCGCCACCGACGCCAGCACUCGGGCACUGGCCGAGUUCGCUGUGAAGCGUCUCGAUGAACUGCGUGCGGAACUUCAGAAGAAGUCCGACGCUUUUCAUCGGACCUUCGGUCUCGAGUGGUUCUUUGGGGGGAGGAUGGAGCCGUGGGCGGACGUGCUCCUGGCGAUGAUCGACCAGGCGAAGGGUCGUGCCGCUGCUGCCGCGGUGGGUGACGGUGGCCACGAUGUGGUCGCCGUCCCCAACAUGGAGCAGGUCAUGAUGAAUGGCCUGUUGAACGGCGUGUUGUUCUUUGCGAAGAACACGUGA
Molecule: messenger RNA, 2340 nt
Organism: Cladophialophora carrionii CBS 160.54
Lineage: Eukaryota; Fungi; Ascomycota; Eurotiomycetes; Chaetothyriales; Herpotrichiellaceae
Exons: 3
Coding region: 1-2340 (779 amino acids)
Cellular component (GO): nucleus
Molecular function (GO): DNA-binding transcription factor activity, RNA polymerase II-specific; zinc ion binding
Source: RefSeq, a predicted model, not a curated record